This is a messenger RNA of Geodia barretti, 1021 nucleotides long. The record is from the annotation of a GenBank genome assembly. NCBI's taxonomy places the organism in Eukaryota, Metazoa, Porifera, Demospongiae, Tetractinellida, Geodiidae.
ACCACGUGUCUGCGCGCAUGCGCAAUGAUACUAUGGAAACGCAAUGCGCGAUGCAAUGGGCGGGGCUAAGUGUGUGCGCACAAAAAAAACAAAGAGCGAGCUAGCUUAGCAGACCACUGAUCGGGGGGUGAGCGACUCAUCUUACAAAGUGUGGUGUGGAUGUGCUGAAGAGAAGUGUUUUCCACACAGUUUAGUAGCUCAAAAAUACCGCAAUGGGUCUCCUGUCGCUGCUACGCAAAUUCCGCAAGCAACCGAGCCGCGAGCUGCGCAUCCUGAUCCUGGGGCUGGACAAUGCAGGCAAGACCACCGUACUCCGGGUCCUCGCAUCCGAGCAAGACGAGAUAAAAAACACCACACCAACCCAGGGAUUCAAUGUAAAGAGUGUUCAUUCACAAGGAUUCAAACUGAAUAUAUGGGACAUCGGAGGUCAAAGAACAAUUCGGCCGUACUGGAAGCACUACUUCGAAGGAACAGAUGUAUUGAUAUUUGUCGUGGACAGUGCGGACAUGAUGAGAAUGGACGAAACUGGAGAGGAGCUGAGUGAGUUGCUGCAGGAGCACAAGCUAGCUGGAGUGCCACUCCUGGUAUUUGCCAACAAACAAGACCUGGAUCUAGCCAUGCCCCCAGACGAGCCUGCUGGUUAUGCAUCACCAGACCUUCAACACAACUUAUUAAUUUUUCCACAGAUUGCUGAGAAGUUUCAGUUGACGUCACUCACAGAUCGUCGCUGGCAGAUCCAACCUUGCAGUGCUCUCAGGGGAGAAGGGAUACAGGAAGGCAUGGACUGGAUGGCCAAGAAUGUCUCCACCUCAAAAUGGUAGCCCACCCCAUCCUAACAGCACACACACACAACAACUGCCCAAUCACACACACUUCACCCGAACACAACAUGACAACACACUUCACAUACAGUGCAUAAUAUUAACUGUACUGUUUUUAUGCAUUUUUAAUAUACAUGAAAACUACACAAAACACAAAUACACAUUAGAAGUAGCACAAAAAUGAAGGUAGUGUGUCUCAU